AUGAAUUCCCCCCAACUGUAUAUCCAAAAUGAUAAAGGCAAAUCUUGCCAUGCGCACAGGGGUGAAAUCAAGUCAGGAAAAAAAACAGAAGCAAAAAAAGACAAAACGAAUGUAUCAACAAAAACUCGCGAACAAACAUUAAACAAAACAAAAGUGGAACACCACCUAAACAAUACUGCUAACACAAAUGGUGAAGGACACAAAAGUGACAAGGGGAACAGCACCCAUGAAACAAAUUCAAGUGUUAAAGACAAAACACAAAAAAGAAAUGGUCCUCAAUUCAUACAAGUAAAAAGUGAUGAUAAAUACCUUAUCCAUCUUCUCAAGAAACAAAAUGUACAAAUUCAGUCGGAAACAUGUGAAGACGAUUCCGUUAAGAAGAGAAAAAAUGCUACCCCUUCCUCCAGUAGCCAGUCCAUGGAAGACAACUCAAGUGACGACUUUCAAUGCACAGAUAUUAUAGAGGAGUUUAAAAAAAAAAAGAAGCGAGAGUUAGAGGACAGAAAGAAAAAACGAAUAAGGGAUAGAAAAAACAAGUUAAUAAGGAAGCCAACCUACAGGGACGAAGAAACGCAAGUCUUCCUUGAUGACUUUACCAAAUAUUACGAGUAUGAAAAAAUGGAAAAAAAACAUCUACAUAUAAUCUACGAAGACCAAGAAUUAAGUAAAAUAAUAAACAAAAUAAAUCAUUACGAACAAAUCAGACAAGACAAAUAUCAAUCCCUUAAAAACUACGAACAUAAUAGUGACAAUUUUUACAAUCAAACGCAACAUAAAAUAAAAGACAGGAUCCUACUCAAAAAGAAAGUCGAAAUUAUUAUGAAAAAAAAAAUUGCACAUAGUAAAGCACAGAAGAACAUGCACUUAAUACUGCAGAAAAACUUGGACCUGUAUUCCUUGAUGGAUUAUUUCCCAAGCGGCUUGGAGAAAAACAUGAACCUAAUGGUGCUCCCAUGGCUGGCGGACUUAAUUCAGUACUUGAUAAGGGUGAAAAAGGACAUAGUGCACUACGUCAUCACGGACAUGAUAGAAAACAGCUUUGUUUCCAGAACCGAGAUACUUGAGGCCUAUAAAAGGUUAAAACAAGGGGCCCCACACAAAGCCUAUAUCCUUAUCUAA
Messenger RNA from Plasmodium fragile, 1119 nucleotides. RefSeq lists its product as uncharacterized. The transcript has 7 exons. The record is from RefSeq and is a predicted model, not a curated record. The coding region runs from base 1 to 1119 and encodes 372 amino acids. Lineage: Eukaryota; Apicomplexa; Aconoidasida; Haemosporida; Plasmodiidae.